Molecule: messenger RNA, 1199 nt
Organism: Monopterus albus (swamp eel)
Lineage: Eukaryota; Metazoa; Chordata; Actinopteri; Synbranchiformes; Synbranchidae
Gene: maip1
Product: matrix AAA peptidase interacting protein 1
Exons: 5
Coding region: 57-800 (247 amino acids)
Biological process (GO): protein insertion into mitochondrial inner membrane from matrix
Cellular component (GO): mitochondrial inner membrane
Molecular function (GO): ribosome binding
Source: RefSeq, a predicted model, not a curated record
UAAAAGUAGAAGGACACAAAGGCCUCCGAUGGGGAUGGGGGUUGAAAGAUAAAAAGAUGGCGCUGCCCAUGUUAAGAGGUUGUUACAGAUUUCCAUUAACAUUUAGCUUUACUCGCCUGUUUUUAAAUGAAAGUAUCCCCCUGAACCGGUUCGGUAAAACACGAUUAACGCCUCCAUCAGCUGUCGUUACGGAAGCAGCAGUCCGCCCGUACAGCUCCGACCAGGGAGGGCAAAAACAGAGCCAGAAGCUUAUGGUAGUCGGUAUCCCGAACCCUUUCAUCUGGUUCCGCACGCAGAUUUACUACUUUCUGAUCAGAGCGUACUUCGAUAAAGAGUUCAACAUCGAAGAGUUCACAGAAGGAGCGAAGCAGGCCUUCUCCCACGUUUCCAGACUCCUGUCACGGUGUCAGUUUGAAGCCUUAGAGGGGCUUGUGGCUAAAGACUUGAUUGGAAAACUUGAGGAGAAGUGCAACCUGCUGCCACUGAACUACAAGGAAGCCCUGUCUGCAGAUCCUGAUGAGAUCAUGUACACAACACCUGGAGAUGUGGGAAUUUAUUAUGAUGAUAAUGGGAGAAGGUUUGUCAGUAUUCUGAUGCGUUUCUGGUAUCUGACAAGCGCACACCUUCCUGACAACACCAUAGAAGGAACUCGCACAUUCCAUUUGGCCAUUGGUGGAGAGGGAGAAGCAGAAACAAAGAAACUGCUAAGUGCAAACUAUGAAUUCCAAAGGGAGUUUACUAAAGGGGUGCCCCCAGACUGGACCAUAACAAGGAUAGAGCACUCCAAGCUUUUGGAUUGAGGUGCCUCUCUUUAGUAUUUGGUUACAUUAAACUGAAGCUAAAAAAUGCUCAAGAUUGGAAGGGAAAACGACACGCAGCCCUCAACCGGGCGAUCAGAGGAAUUCAAUAACACAAACCAGAAGUUCCCACAGAGGCUGCCCACAACUGUCUGCAGCAUGUCACUGUUUCCGACUGUGUUUUUACUAUCUCUAACAUUCAAGAAACCAACGAUUACAACCUGACUACUUUUGUCAGGAAUCCAGCUAGAGAAAUCAAAUAUUAUUUUCAGAUACAUCAUACCCUUAUUUUAACAGCUGUAUAAUGACAGAUGGGUGGGUUUACUGCAAAGGACUUAAUAGUGAGAUCAGAUGAUUUCAAAAGGCUUUUUAUGAUGGUCCUGAUGUAAUAAAUACAUCCAG